Rattus rattus (black rat) is the source of this 1281-nucleotide messenger RNA. RefSeq names its product E3 ubiquitin-protein transferase MAEA. Bases 16 to 1272 code for a protein of 418 amino acids. Gene Ontology annotation, biological process: proteasome-mediated ubiquitin-dependent protein catabolic process. Gene Ontology annotation, molecular function: ubiquitin protein ligase activity; protein binding. Gene Ontology annotation, cellular component: nucleus; cytoplasm; GID complex. Lineage: Eukaryota; Metazoa; Chordata; Mammalia; Rodentia; Muridae. The transcript has a single exon. The record is from RefSeq and is a predicted model, not a curated record.
CUCGGCCGGCCCAAGAUGGCGGUGCAGGAGUCGGCGGCCCAGCUGUCCAUGACCCUGAAGGUGCAGGAGUACCCAACCCUCAAGGUGCCCUAUGAGACACUGAAUAAACGCUUCCGAGCUGCUCAGAAAAACAUUGAUCGGGAGACCAGCCACGUCACCAUGGUGGUAGCUGAGCUUGAGAAGACCUUGAGUAGCUGCCCAGCUGUGGACUCUGUGGUCAGCCUACUGGAUGGAGUGGUGGAGAAGCUGAGUGUCCUCAAGAGGAAGGCAGUAGAGUCCAUCCAGGCCGAGGAUGAGAGCGCCAAGCUCUGCAAACGCAGGAUCGAGCACCUCAAGGAGCACAGCAGUGACCAGCCAGCGGCGGCCAGCAUGUGGAAGCGGAAGCGCAUGGACCGAAUGAUGGUGGAGCACCUGCUCCGCUGUGGCUACUACAACACCGCUGUGAAGCUGGCUCGCCAGAGUGGCAUUGAGGACCUUGUGAAUAUCGAGAUGUUCCUGACAGCCAAAGAAGUGGAGGAGUCCUUGGAGAGGCGUGAGACAGCCACCUGCCUUGCCUGGUGCCAUGAUAACAAGUCCCGACUCCGGAAGAUGAAGAGCUGCUUAGAGUUCAGCCUCAGGAUUCAGGAGUUCAUCGAACUUGUCCGGCAGAACAAGCGCCUGGAUGCUGUGAGACAUGCGAGAAAGCACUUCAGCCAGGCUGAAGGGGGCCAGCUGGAUGAGGUCCGCCAGGUCAUGGGCAUGCUGGCCUUCCCCCCAGACACGCACAUCUCUCCAUACAAGGACCUCCUGGACCCAGCCCGGUGGCGAAUGCUGAUCCAGCAGUUUCGAUAUGACAACUACCGGCUGCACCAGCUGGGAAACAGCUCCGUCUUCACCCUCACCCUGCAGGCUGGGCUCUCAGCAAUAAAGACACCACAGUGCUACAAGGAGGAUGGCAGCUCCAAGAGCCCCGACUGCCCUGUGUGCAGCCGCUCUCUGAACAAACUGGCACAGCCCCUACCCAUGGCUCACUGUGCCAACUCCCGCCUGGUCUGCAAGAUCUCUGGUGACGUGAUGAACGAGAACAACCCACCCAUGAUGCUGCCUAAUGGCUAUGUCUAUGGCUACAAUUCUCUGCUUUCUAUUCGUCAAGAUGAUAAAGUUGUUUGCCCAAGAACCAAAGAAGUCUUCCACUUCUCCCAAGCUGAAAAGUGUACAUCAUGUAGGCCUGCGUUGCCAUGUGCACCCUGGCCAGAGGCUGUGGUGGGUGGGAGCCAUGCCCUCCUGCCCUGACCCUUGACC